This is a messenger RNA of Hordeum vulgare subsp. vulgare (domesticated barley), 1131 nucleotides long. Its product is annotated as peroxiredoxin-2E-1, chloroplastic-like. Gene Ontology annotation, molecular function: thioredoxin peroxidase activity. The coding region runs from base 115 to 798 and encodes 227 amino acids. Gene Ontology annotation, cellular component: cytoplasm. The record is from RefSeq and is a predicted model, not a curated record. Gene Ontology annotation, biological process: cellular response to oxidative stress; cell redox homeostasis; hydrogen peroxide catabolic process. Lineage: Eukaryota; Viridiplantae; Streptophyta; Magnoliopsida; Poales; Poaceae. The transcript has a single exon.
GUCGGACUCACGCUCCCCAAAUCCCCCACCCUAGCCUCGCUCGCCCCCAAGUCAAACAACAACAGACAACGCAUUCCCUCGAACACCUAGCCGCCUCCCUCCAUCUCCAUCUCCAUGGCCACCUCCGCCCUCGCCACCCUCUCGGCCACCGCCGCCGCCGCGGGGGCCAGGCGCGCGCUCCUCUCGCGCGGCCCCUCCUCCUCCCUCUCCUUCUCCGCCCGCCGCCUCGCGCCCCUCCGCGCCGGGCCCCUGCCCCGCGCGGCGACGCGGGCCGUCUCCGCGACCGCGUCCCCGGCCGCCGCGACGGCCAUCGCGGUCGGCGACCGGCUCCCGGACGCGACGCUCUCCUACUUCGACUCCCCCGACGGCGAGCUGAAGACGGUGACGGUCCGCGAUCUCACCGCGGGGAAGAAGGUGGUCCUCUUCGCGGUCCCAGGCGCCUUCACGCCCACCUGCACCCAGAAGCACCUCCCGGGGUUCGUGGCCAGGGCCGGGGAGCUGCGCGCCAAGGGGGUGGACACCGUCGCCUGCGUCUCCGUCAACGACGCCUUCGUGAUGCGCGCGUGGAAGGAGAGCCUCGGCGUCGGCGACGAGGUGCUGCUCCUGUCGGACGGCAACGGCGAGCUGACCCGCGCCAUGGGCGUGGAGCUGGACCUGUCGGACAAGCCUGUGGGGCUCGGCGUCCGGUCGCGCCGCUACGCGCUGCUCGCCGACGACGGCGUCGUCAAGGUGCUCAACCUCGAGGAAGGCGGCGCCUUCACCAACAGCAGCGCCGAGGACAUGCUCAAGGCGCUCUGAGGCCUGAGCCGCGACACCCCUCCGCCCUCGCCAUGCCCGUCGAGUCAUCGCCAUCGGCUCGGUUCGUCCUCUGUUUCCUGAUGAAGGCCUUUUUUGCUUCGUUUUUCCCUGAAUAAUAAUAAUCGGUGCGGCAGCGGCGGACUGUCUUUGCUGCUGCUGCUGCUGUCACCUCGAUGUGCGGUGGCGAGUACUGAGUAGUGCAGCGUAGCUUUGCGAAGUUUCUGGAGAACUAUGAAUCUGUCGUGGCCGUGUCCUGGUUUGCAACCUGGCAUGGAAUGGAAUGUCAACUUGUGCUUGUUGUUUGCAUCGUACCAUAAUGAUUCGUAUUCGUGA